Molecule: messenger RNA, 1185 nt
Organism: Trichomonas vaginalis G3
Lineage: Eukaryota; Parabasalia; Trichomonadida; Trichomonadidae
Product: protein serine/threonine kinase protein
Exons: 1
Coding region: 1-1185 (394 amino acids)
Biological process (GO): protein phosphorylation; intracellular signal transduction
Cellular component (GO): nucleus; cytoplasm
Molecular function (GO): protein serine/threonine kinase activity; ATP binding
Source: RefSeq, a predicted model, not a curated record
AUGAAAAAUCCAUAUCAAACGUUAGAAGAAGUAAAACAAUUACCUGAAAUCACAACACUUAUAGAAUUACGUGAUUGUCCGUUUAUCGUAAAAUUACAUGAAGUUUUAUUUGAUUUUAAGCAAAAAUCUCUAGCACUUGUUUUCGAAAAACUUGAUAUGAACCUAUAUGAAUACACUUGCAUGGUUGGAUCCGGUUUACCUACCAAAGAAGCGUCACUAAUCAUAUAUCAAAUUCUUCAAGGUUUAUCUGCAAUGCACGCAAAAUACCUAUUUCACAGAGAUAUGAAACCAGAAAACUGUAUGAUUAAUAGGGAAACUCUGGAAGUGAAGAUAGUCGACUUGGGAUCAACAAGAAAAUCUUUUGAAAGAGGUCCAUACACAGAAUACGUAUCAACUCGAUGGUACAGAGCCCCUGAAAUUCUUUUAACAUCUGGUCAAUAUGGCCCUUCUGUUGAUGUUUGGGCUGUUGGAUGCAUGUUAUAUGAAUUAUUAGAAAAUCGUCCAUUAUUUCCAGGUAAACAUGAAUUAGAUCAGAUUAAUAGAAUUCAUGCUCUUUGUGGUACUCCAACAAAAGAUAUUCUUAAGGUAUUUUUACAAAAUCCGAAUACUCAAUUAAAUUAUAAUUUUCCAUACAGAAGAAGACAGCAUAUUGCUGAUUUCAUGAGUCCUACAAGUUUCUUAGUCACAGACUUAAUAGAAGAUUUAUUAAUAUAUAAUCCUUUAGAUCGAAUAACUGUAGAUGGAGCUUUAGCUCACCCAGUUUUUGCGGAAUUGAACGAAUUAUAUGCAAAAUGGCAUGAAUAUGGUUGUCCAGGAUCAUAUGCUUCAUUUGUCGUCAAUGGACCACCACCUGCACCUAAAACUCAGCCUGCUCCAAUACGUCCUCCAAUAGAAAUUGAGCCACCACCGCAGGAACCACCUGCAGAAGCAGAAUCCCUGACUCCUAUUAAACUUGAAAAGAAGAAAAUGGUUUCAGAAGCUAGAAAAGCGGCUGUUGAACGAAUUAAAGCAUACAACAAGUUACAUGCUUCUCAACCUCCGGCUCAAUCAAUGGCUUCGAGGGGAAUUGGUGUUGUUUUAGGUAAAAAGUCGCUUCCAAAGCCUAAACCCGGUCCUUAUAAAUAUCCUGCAUUUAGGAAGCCUGCAGCUCUUCCUCCAAUGCUUACAUUUUCGGCUGCAUUUUAA